This is a messenger RNA of Zootermopsis nevadensis, 886 nucleotides long. It is a transcript of the gene mgr, whose product is annotated as prefoldin subunit mgr. Gene Ontology annotation, biological process: tubulin complex assembly; protein folding; microtubule-based process. The record is from RefSeq and is a predicted model, not a curated record. Gene Ontology annotation, cellular component: cytoplasm; prefoldin complex. Gene Ontology annotation, molecular function: tubulin binding. Lineage: Eukaryota; Metazoa; Arthropoda; Insecta; Blattodea; Termopsidae.
UUUUGUUGAUGAUGUUGACAAAUUUAUGGAUUUAGAAGAAAAUGGUGGUGAUGCAGAUAAAGUUCUUAGAAGACUGGAUGAACAACAUAGCAAGUAUAAGUUUAUGGAAUACAGUCUUGCUUCAAAGAGACGACGGUUGAAGAAUCAGAUCCCAGACUUGGAAAACUCUCUGGAUAUGAUCAAGCUGUUACAGCAGCAACGUGAUAAUCCAAAGGAGAUUGAAACUGAGUUUCUGCUGAGUGAGCAAGUAUAUUUCAAAGCGUUGGUUCCCCCAACAGACAAAGUGUGCUUGUGGCUUGGAGCUAAUGUCAUGCUCGAAUAUACAUUAGAAGAUGCUACUAAUCUUUUAGUGAAGAAUAUAGACACAGCGAAGAAAAACUUGGGUUAUGUAGAACAUGACUUGGACUUUUUGAGAGACCAGUUUACAACCACAGAGGUCAAUAUGGCACGCGUGUAUAACUGGGAUGUCAAGAAGCGACAAGCUGCUAAAUCCUCGUCCUCAAAACUUUCAACUUAAUAAUAAGCUUUAAAAUUAACUUUAUGGACGAAUUUAGCCCUUUAUUUAAAUAUUUUUGGCCACUUUUCAGCAGCACACACACACACACUCAUUUAUAGUGCACCUGGAAAGAUUUUUCUUAUGAGGCAGUAUUUUUUUGUGUUGGUGUUAGCUAACAUGACUAAUACACUGCAGUGCUGUUAUUCUGGAGAAAAUAUAUUUUCUUGUUAAAAUAUCUACAUUUAAUCUGCUAAUGGAAAAGUUCUAAUUCUAGAGUCAUGUACUUCUCCAAUUCUAUAUUAUGAAUUGUUAUGGCCAGCUUACCUGCGUUUUCAUUGCUAUGUCAACUGCUUAUUAUAUAAAAAAUAAAGCAAAGUUCAAGUCUUCUUA